AUGUCCAAAGCGUCCCAACCAGAACUCAAAAAGUUUAUGGACAAAAAAUUGUUCAUCCAUCUGCAAGGUGGACGCAAAGUUAGCGGGACACUGCGCGGUUAUGAUCUCUUCUUGAACCUUGUCAUUGACGACGCGGUGGAGGAGACGACACCCGGUCAAAAGCACCCCAUUGGCACCGUGGUCAUUCGAGGAAACAGCGUAACAUCGAUGGAGACUUUGGAGGCGAUCCGACCAUGA
This is a messenger RNA of Coprinopsis cinerea okayama7#130, 237 nucleotides long. RefSeq lists its product as hypothetical. Gene Ontology annotation, cellular component: U1 snRNP; P granule; U12-type spliceosomal complex. The record is from RefSeq and is a predicted model, not a curated record. The coding region runs from base 1 to 237 and encodes 78 amino acids. Gene Ontology annotation, molecular function: RNA binding. The transcript has 3 exons. Lineage: Eukaryota; Fungi; Basidiomycota; Agaricomycetes; Agaricales; Psathyrellaceae. Gene Ontology annotation, biological process: spliceosomal snRNP assembly; mRNA splicing, via spliceosome.